Messenger RNA from Exophiala spinifera, 591 nucleotides. RefSeq lists its product as uncharacterized. The record is from RefSeq and is a predicted model, not a curated record. NCBI's taxonomy places the organism in Eukaryota, Fungi, Ascomycota, Eurotiomycetes, Chaetothyriales, Herpotrichiellaceae. The transcript is spliced from 3 exons. The coding region runs from base 1 to 591 and encodes 196 amino acids.
AUGGCAUCUCCCACGGCCACUGCGCAGGGGCAUGGUGCCAUGGCUACUGCUCCUGCGCCUCCCAAUGCCACCGGCGGCACCUCCAAGAGCAGGACCAUCGUCGCUGUCUCGGUGCUUCUGGGCGUGCUAUUCAUCGUCAUCAUGCUGGUUUGGUGGACCAGUGGGAAACGGCGUCCCCAGGAACCAUCCUCCAUGCCCGUCAUAUAUCGACAUGUCAUCGAGGAGAAACGAAAGACUGCCGUCUCAAACUCCUUCGUGGAGUCGAUGCCUCUUGUCAAGUAUGGCACGGUGAUACGAGUGGCGCAAAUGGACAACCGGACAGACGAAGAGGCGAACAUUGCCAUCAAGGGAAAGGUGUUCGUAGACGCCGCAAGGAGAAGUGAAUGUCCUGUUUGCGUCGAAAACUUUACUCCUUCUGAUGAGCAGAACGGACCUGAGAAGAAUCGCCCCAUCGCCAGUCCCCGAUCUGCAGGUUCCAAGGCCAGCUCAUCUUCAGGCGAGAACCACGACAUGGUAAAUUCGACCAUAUUGAGCAGUACAUACCCCAAAAACAUGCAUGGCAAUCAGGGAACUCAAUACCAACCCACUUGA